AUGAACAUCAACAAAACUCAUAACCACAAGAAUAGUGAUCACAUGAAUAACGCCAGCAUCAUGUUAAUAUGGCAAAUAAACGACCCAUCGUCAUCUGCGCUAGGAUCAGGUGUUGCGCCAGUGCCAAAGCCAGGGAAUGCAUCUCUCAGUGUCAGGGGCGAGUGCCAGACAUCCACCAUCACACAAGGGGCAAGGGAGCCAGACCACACCACGGAGGAGGGCAAGGAGAGCAGUGAAGGGGUACAGGAGCCAGGACACACCAGGCAGGAGGGCAAGGAGAGCAGUGAAGGGGCAAGGGAGCCAGACCACACCAGAGAUGAGGGCAAGGAGAGCAGUGAAGGGGGCAAGGAGAGCAGUGAAGGGGUACAGGAGCCAGGACACACCAGGGAGGAGGGCAAGGAGAGCAGUGAAGGGGCAAGGGAGCCAGACCAUACCAGGCAGGAGGGCAAGGAGAGCAGUGAAGGGGUACAGGAGCCAGGACACACCAGGCAGGAGGGCAAGGAGAGCAGUGAAGGGGUACAGGAGCCAGACCACACCAGGCAGGAGGGCAAGGAGAGCAGUGAAGGGGUACAGGAGCCAGGACACACCAGACAGGAGGGCAAGGAGAGCAGUGAAGGGGUACAGGAGCCAGGACACACCAGGCAGGAGGACAAGGAGAGCAGUGAAGGGGUACAGGAGCCAGACCACACCAGGGAGGAGGACAAGAAGAGCAGUGAAGGGGUACAGGAGCCAGGCCACACCAGGGAGGAGGGCAAGGAGAGCAGUGAAGGGGCAAGGGAGCCAGACCACACCAGGCAGGAGGGCAAGGAGAGCAGUGAAGGGGUACAGGAGCCAGGACACACCAGGGAGGAGGGCAAGGAGAGCAGUGAAGGGGCAAGGGAGCCAGACCACACCAGGGAGGAGGGCAAGGAGAGCAGUGAAGGGGUACAGGAGCCAGACCACACCAGGGAGGAGGACAAGAAGAGCAGUUAA
Molecule: messenger RNA, 972 nt
Organism: Penaeus indicus
Lineage: Eukaryota; Metazoa; Arthropoda; Malacostraca; Decapoda; Penaeidae
Product: dentin matrix acidic phosphoprotein 1-like
Exons: 3
Coding region: 1-972 (323 amino acids)
Source: RefSeq, a predicted model, not a curated record